Molecule: messenger RNA, 3554 nt
Organism: Myotis daubentonii (Daubenton's bat)
Lineage: Eukaryota; Metazoa; Chordata; Mammalia; Chiroptera; Vespertilionidae
Gene: SPATC1L
Product: spermatogenesis and centriole associated 1 like
Exons: 4
Coding region: 2487-3290 (267 amino acids)
Biological process (GO): spermatogenesis
Cellular component (GO): centrosome; sperm head-tail coupling apparatus
Molecular function (GO): protein kinase A regulatory subunit binding
Source: RefSeq, a predicted model, not a curated record
AAAUAAUUUCCCUGAAGAUCUCUUCUUUUAUCAAAAUUUCCAGUUAAUAUACAAUUGUAUAUAAUCUUUUUUAAUGCAAGCAUUUCCUUCCUAGUCAUUCUUAAAUCGCUUUUCUCACUUUCAAUUUUAUUCCUGUAUGUUUUCUGUUUCUCUAAAGUACCCUUCCACAGUUUUGUUAUCUUAUUGGACUUUCCAUAGAACGGUUUCCAGUGUAUUUCUGCUGUCAUUUUUAUAGUUUUUAAAUUUUUGCUUUCCUUAAGAGUUCCUCCCAUAUUUUGAUUUGAGUGUUUAACUUUUUGGGUGAUUUUUAAAAAGUAAAGAACUUACAUUACUAAUUUCAUGAUAAAUUUAGUUUUGAAUGCGCUAAUGCCUUACUCUAAUGUUCUGAUUUUAAUCUUUUCUCAAUAAUUGUGUUUUCCUAUUUUUGUUUUUGAUAUGAUCAUUACUCAGGAGAACUCUUUUAAUUCUGAGGAGACAGAGUUUUCUGUUCACUCUUGUUAUUUCUUUUUAAAAAAUAUAUAUUUUAUUGUUUUUUUACAGAGAGGAAGGGAGAGGGACAGAGAGCUAGAAACAUUGAUGAGAAACAUCAAUCAGCUGCCUCCUGCACGCCCCCCACUGGGGAUGUGCCCGCAACCAAGGUACAUGCCCUUGACUGGAAUCGAACCUGGGACCCUUCAGUCCGCAGGCUGACGCUUUAUCCACUGAGCCAAACUGGUCAGGGCUUGUUAUUUGUUUAUAGUUUAUUAUAAUGUGGCUUAAAAUUAUACCUAUAUUUUAGACUUGACUGAUGAUUAAAAAUGUUUAAAGUGUUUAAUAGAACUUUAUGAAGUCUUGGGAAUAAUAGGAGUUACAGUUUACUAAACUGAAGUUAAAAGCAAAGCCCAAAGCCACCCGACCACAACAAAAAUCCCUUUAAAGCCAGUACUAGAUAGAUGGCGCUCUUCCCCAGUCUCUGAGGUGAGGUGGGACAGAACCCCCUUUCCAAGCACCGGGCUCCACUCUCCUCUGGGGAAGAACCCAGGACUGCACGGUGUUUGAUGACUCAUGCUGGGUGAAUUCUUGGAAGAUGGUUGUUGACAGGUUCUGGGCCCUGCAGUGGGCUGGGUGGGAGACUGUGAGGCCCUGAGCCGCUGCUGGGACUGGCUGUGCUGGCUGGGUGGGCAGAAAGGAGGCAGGCCUCAUACCGAGUACAUUCCUUCUGGAGAACUGUUUUUUGAGGAAAGCACUGCUGGGGAUAGAGUAGUAGGCACAUUUUAGGGUUUAAUUUUGUAAUAUAGCUCUUAAACUAUUUUUUCAAAUAUACAUACUCGCUUUAUGACUAGGAGAAAAAGCCAUGACAUAGGGGUAGAAAAGGAUUUCAUAGACCACAGAGGAAUUGAUAGGUUAAAUUUGACAUGUUAAAAUUUUAAAAAGCCUGCAUGAUAAGAGUCACCAUAAAAAAGGGGUUAAAGGGGGAUAAGGACACAUAUGUAAUACCUUAAUCAAUUAAAAAAAAUCACACAGAGUUAAAAUAUCAGCAAGGCACCCACUGAGAGAAGACGUUUUAUCAACAAGGCAUUAGGAUGCAGAGUACAAAAGGAACUGCUACAAAUCAUUUAACCAAAAAAUAAUGAGCAAAGAAGAGGCAUAGAUAUUUCACAGAAUGGAAACCUGAGCAGCCCAUGGACGCACAAGAUGUUCAAGGUCACCAAGGAUCAGGGAAAAGCCAUCUGUCAUCAUCAGCUUGGUCUGUACAUACCACGGAGUGAUCAGAAGCUGCUGUGUGCACAGGGCCACCACUGCUGCUGUAGGAAACAAAAUCAGCUGGCCCUGGCCGGUUUGGUUCAGUGGGCAGGACGUUGGCUUGCAGACUGAAGGGUCCCGGGUCUGAUCCCGGUCAAGGGCAUAUGCCUGGGUUGCGGGCUUGAUCCCCAGUAGUGGGUGUGCAGGAGGCAGCCAAUCAGUGAUUCUCAUCAUUGAUGUUUCUAUAUCUCUCUUCCUCUCUGAUAUAUAGAAAACAAAAAUCACUGUACCUAUGUGUGUGCAUAUCUGCGUGUGCUAGGAAAUGGUUAAAUGAACCAGUUAGCUACCCAGUAACUCAACAUGGAUAAAUCUCAAAAAAGAUGCUGCAGCCAAAAGGUCUACUGCAGAAUCAAACGGGCAUAGGUUGAUACCAUUACAUAAAAGUGGAAAAGCAUGUAAAGGUCACUGUACUGGGUGUGGAUGCGUGGUGGGCAGAAGCUCCUGAGGCACACAUGCUUGCUGGGCCCAUACACUCAAGGCUGGUGGCUUCCUUGGGCAGGGGCGGGGCCCACAGUUGCUGCACCCGCAUCUUUCACCUUCUCCAGAGGGGAAUGGGGAGGGCUCUGAAGAUGGGGAUGUGAGCAGGUGUCAGAGCUUGGGGUAGGGUGUACAAGUGUUCUUAAAGUGUCCUUCACACUUUGGGGGAUGUUUUAGGAACAUCAGCCUGACCUCUCCUCCCUUUCCUCCCUGUCCCAGUUCCCGAUAUGGGAAGGUUCACCAGCAUCCCCGAGGUGCCCUCCCAGCUGCAGACAUCCUCCCUGGAAGACCUGCUGUGCUCGCACGCCCCCCUCUCCAGAGAAGAUGACACUUCCCCAGGCUGUGUGACUUCCUCCCAGGUGUCCUUCAAGGCUUUCCUCAGCCCCCAGGAGCUGCACACGUCGCGAAGCACUGACAGGAAGCUGUGCCCACUCCUGAACCCCUUGCAGGACCCACUGGAGCCCAGGGAGGUGACCCGGCCCAAGAAGGUGUGCUUCUUAGAGAACAAUCUGCCCUCGGGAGACAGGACCAGGAGGAGCUACUACCUUAAUGAGAUCCACAGCUUCAGCAGCUCGGAGAAGGACGGGCGCAUCGUCGGGGAGAUCGCCUUCCAGCUGGACAGGCGCAUCCUGGCCUACGUCUUCCCCGGGGUGACCCGGCUCUAUGGCUUUACCGUGUCCAACAUCCCUGAGAAGAUCAAGCAGACGUCCAUCAAGUCCCUGGACGGCUCUGUGGAUGAGAAGAAGCUGCGGGAGCUGACACACCGCUACCUGACGCUGAUGGCGCGCCUGGAGAAGCUGGGCUACAACCGCGAGGUGCACCCCGUGUUCAGCGAGUUCCUCAUCAACACCUAUGGCAUCCUGAAGCAGCGGCCCGACCUGCGCGCCAACCCGCUGCACAGCAGCCCGGCCGCCCUGCGCAAGCUGGUCAUCGACAUCGUGCCCCCCAAGUUCCUGGGCGACUCGCUCCUGCUGCUCAACUGCCUGUGCGAGCUCUCCAAGGAGGACAGCAAGCCGCUCUUCGCCUGGUGAGCCCGGGCCCCAGCACCCGCCACGCCUUUCCUGCAAUAAACGUGUUUGUUCCAAACCCGGGGGCCACCGUGCCUCCUGUGAGUCCCCUCCAGCGGGGGAAGGGCCAUGUCCGCCGAGGGAGAGCCCAGGGCCACAGGCGGGCACGCUGCGCAAGAGCAGGCACCUUCAUGGACCAGCGGGGCGCACCCAGCGCCACAGUCCCGCCAGCGCCCACACCUGCGGGCACUUGUCACACUUUAUUAAAAUCAUCUGUUUACUUGUUUA